Messenger RNA from Macroventuria anomochaeta, 2239 nucleotides. RefSeq names its product phosphate permease. Gene Ontology annotation, cellular component: membrane. NCBI's taxonomy places the organism in Eukaryota, Fungi, Ascomycota, Dothideomycetes, Pleosporales, Didymellaceae. The transcript is spliced from 2 exons. Bases 277 to 2061 code for a protein of 594 amino acids. The record is from RefSeq and is a predicted model, not a curated record. Gene Ontology annotation, biological process: phosphate ion transmembrane transport.
AGCGCGUUGCAGACAGCAGACACGACGGAUUGACUGCUGAUGGCUGUCCCAAUGUGCGCCUCUAGCCCGUGUUACGACCAGGGCUGGAUCACUAGGAUUUUGCAGCAGGCGGUACCACGAGCAGUGCCGACACGAGUAGCCUAAGCCGCAGCAGAGAUAUUGCAUACAUAUAUAGGGUCUCACAGACUCCCCUGGUUCUCUUUUUCAGCCAGCAGUUUUCACUCCAGCUCAGUAUUACAGUACACACCUGCGUGCCUGCAGACAACAACCAACACAAUGGCGCGCCUCACACAGUACAACUAUGUCUUCGCCAUCGGCACCUUCUUUGCCAUGCUCGAUGCCUACAAUAACGGUGCUAACGAUGUUGCCAACGCUUGGGCUACCUCGGUCUCUUCCCGUUCGGUUACCUACCGCCAGGCCAUGGUCUUGGGUACCAUCUUCGAGAUGGUCGGUGCCAUCACUGUUGGUGCCCGUACCGCUGAUACCAUCAAGAACGGAAUUAUUCCCAACAGCGCUUUCCGCGGCGAUGCCGGUGUUCAGAUGCUUGCUUUCACUUGCGCUCUGGCUGGUGCCUCCAUCUGGGUCAUGUGGUGCACCAGGCACUCUGCUCACGUCUCCUCCUCGUACUCGCUCAUCUCCUCGGUCGCUGGUGUCGGUGUUGCUGUCGCUGGUGCUAAGAACGUACAGUGGGGAUGGAACAACGGCAAGGGUCUUGGUGCUAUCUUCGCUGGUCUUGGAAUGGCUCCCGCUGCCUCUGCUUGCUUCGGUGCCAUCAUCUUCAUGCUCAUCAAGGUGACUGUCCACCUUCGCAAGAACCCCGUUCCCUGGGCUAUCUGGACCGCUCCCUUCUUCUUCCUGAUUGCUGGUACCAUCUGUACCCUUUCCAUCGUCUACAAGGGAUCCCCCAACCUCGGUCUCAACAAGAAGCCCGCGUGGUAUGUCGCUACCGUCACCGUCUCCUGCGGUGUUGGCCUCGCCCUUCUAUCCCUCCUGAUCUUCGUCCCCUACCUCUACGCCAAGGUUGUCAAGAAGGAUCACACCGUCCGCUGGUACCACAUGUUCCAGGGCCCUCUUCUCUUCCGCCGCCCCGCCCCCGAGGGUGGUGAAGCCCGCGUCCCCGACUACGCCGUUGUCCAACACCACGACGACGAGCCCAAGCCCGAGCUCAAGAAGGCUGACAGCUCUGACGAUGACAUCACCCCUGCCGACCACGAGAAGGGCCUCGUUGUUUCUGAGGAGCGUCAGCUCAGCUACAAGGAGCUCAUGCAGCAGGGUCAGGACCGCUUCCACGCUAGGCUCAGGACUAAGUCUGGCCCUCUCGGCUGGGCUAUGCGCUACCUCCACGAGAACAAGAUCGAGACUGGUGAGAUCUACGAGAAGAAGAACAUGGUCAUUACUCUCAAGCGUAUCCCCGCCAUGAUCGUUGUCGGUGCUCUCUACGGUGUCAACUACGACAUUCACGCUGCCCAGACUGGUAUCCACGGCACUCCUGAGGGUCGUCGCAUGGAGCGCGUCUACUCUCACGCACCCAAGUACGCCAACGAGGUCGAGCACACCUACUCCUUCGUACAAGUUCUUACUGCUUGCACUGCCUCUUUCGCUCACGGUGCCAACGAUAUCGGUAACGCUGUCGGUCCCUGGGCUGUCAUCUACUCUGCCUGGAACACUGGUAACGCCGCCAAGUCUAAGGCUCCCGUCCCCAUCUGGCAGCUUGCUGUUCUUUCCGCCACUCUGUCUCUUGGUCUGAUCACCUACGGAUACAACAUCAUGAAGGUCAUGGGUAACAAGAUCACCUACCACUCGCCUUCGCGUGGUUGCUCCAUGGAGAUGGGUGCCGCCCUCACCGUCCUUAUCUUCUCGCAGUACUCCCUCCCUGUCUCAACAUCCAUGUGCAUCACCGGUGCUACCGUCGGUGUCGGUCUCUGCAACGGUACCAUCAAGGCUGUUAACUGGCAGCGUGUUGGUCUCCUUGUCUUCUCCUGGAUCAUGACCAUCCCAAUCGCCGGUACCAUCGGUGGUCUUGCCAUGGGUAUCGUCCUCAACGCUCCCCACUUCGGUUAAGUGUUUGAUCUUCUGCAACUCCAAAGCUGUCUACUGGUUUUUGAAUACCCUCUUUCUUUAGCGACAGUCGAUCGUUAUGCGGCAUGGGAUAGAUUUCUUCACUGUACCGAUACAAGCGUGGCGAAUGGUAAAUAGUGGUUUAAUGCGCCAAAAUACAUGACAUUCUCUAAAUUCAACU